UAAAAAGUGGAAUUCAGCAGACUGGUUCUCCAAGUUGUUCAUUUUUAUAUUCCAUUUAUGUGCAGUCCACCAUAAUUUUCCAACUCAGACCGUCACACUUGGAAUUUUGGAUUCCAAGAAGAGAUAGAGAGAUAUAGUAGAGAGGGGAUUUUGCUGCGCAGCUCUGAGUGCCAAGAAAUUUUCCUAUUCUCAACAGUUGGAGUGGAGAGCCUUUUUUUUGGCUUUCUGGGACCGCGAAAUCCUUCCCCGUCUCUCAAACUCAAGUGGGUCACUCUUUAAAGGUCCUACUCUAACCCACUUGCUUGCUUCCGGUGUCUCUAGCCUGCCUUCACCUGCCCCUUUAUUCAACCUUUCUUCCCUCUUUUCAAUGACCUCUGCGCCCUUCUCAGUGUGAAUUAAGAUCUAAUUUCCUGGGGUUUCCAUUCCUUACUCACAUUCCGAUUCCGUUAUCAGGCGGUAAUACUAUUCAGGCUUCGAUUGCGAUAUCGAUAUCAUCUCUAUGUGUAUGUUCUUUGAGAUUUAGUAUCUGUUUGUGUUUUCAAUUCAAGUUUGGAGUAUCUUGUUUGUUAAUCAAAACUAGGGAGUUAUCGUUCAAUACAAGCAUCUGGGUCAGUCGGUAAUUCUCGCUGCUUGACUUUGAACCUCUUGAAAUCGUUAUGGCUUCUGGGUUUGACAUGACGGCUUAACUCUGGGGCUUUUCGUUAAUGAUUUGAGCUUUCAACGACUUUUAGUGGUGACCCAGGGAUUGGAGUUUGAUGCUAAUUCUACGACAAUGGAGAGGCUUAUGGCCGGAUUUUUACUUUAGCAUUCGAUUCUCUGACUCGGUGAAGGUAAUAUGAAGAACCUCCUCAAGAAGUUCCACAUCAUGUCCAGUGGUCAGUCAGACGACGCAUCCGAAGGGUCUACUUCAUCGAGGGGCAGUAAAUUAAUUGAGGCUUCAUCGUCUGAUAAGCUGCUAUCUCGCUCCCGGCCGACCCAUUUUAGCUCUGAGCAUAAACCCUUAUCGGGGUUAUCCGGUUGGCUGAACUCUGUUACAAAUAGGCGUAGCCCCAGCCCUCCAUCAUCUUCGAAUCCCACUGCAGGGGAGAUAAUGGAGCCAUCGGAUUCAGUAUCUAGCAGAGAUGCUGCAUUGGAUACAUCUAGGCAUGAUUCAGGGUCGAGUAACUCGAGGGAUCCUGAUAUAGAGGAAGAGUAUCAGAUACAGCUUGCUUUGGAAAUGAGUGCUAGAGAGGAUCCUGAGGCGGCUCAGAUUGAGGCUGUGAAGCAGAUCAGUUUGGGGUCAUGUGAUCCUGAUAACACUCCAGCUGAAGUUAUUGCCUUCAGAUAUUGGAAUUACAAUUCUCUUAGCUAUGAUGACAAGAUCUUGGAUGGCUUUUAUGACCUAUAUGGCGUCUUCACCGAGUCCACCUCAGAGAAAAUGCCUUCCUUAGUUGAUUUGCAAGGAGCACCAAUGUCUGGCAGUGUCACUUGGGAAGCAGUUCUGAUCAACAAAGCUGCUGAUGCUAACUUAUUGAAACUUGAACAGACAGCAUUGGAGAUGGCCAUCAAGAUGGGGUCAGAAUCUCCAAUUUCUGUAAAUAGUUAUUUGGUGCGGAAGCUUGCUGUUUUAGUUUCAGAUCAUAUGGGGGGACCAGUGGGGGAUCCUGAAAAGAUGUUGAUAAAAUGGAGAAAUCUUAGUUACAGCUUGAAAGCAACCCUUGGCAGUAUGGUUUUGCCUCUUGGCUCCCUUACUGUAGGGUUGGCCCGUCAUCGUGCAUUGUUAUUCAAGCUUUUGGCAGAUGGCGUGGGCAUUCCUUGUCGGUUGGUAAAAGGACCACAGUACACGGGUUCUGAUGAUGUGGCAAUGAACUUCGUAAAGAUUGAUGAUGGAAGGGAGUACAUUGUCGAUUUAAUGGCAGAUCCUGGUGCACUUAUUCCAGCUGAUGUUGCUGGAUCGCAUGUAGAGUAUGAUGGAUCCCCUUUUUCAGCCAGUCCACUUUCUAGAGAUGUUGAUUCCUCUCAGGCAGCAUCUUCAAGCAGUGGGGUUGGCAGUUCAUUAGAGGAAAAUCCAUAUUUUGGGAUAUCGGAUAGGAAACCAAAGUCCGGGACUCUCAGUGCCACAAAGGAAUAUGAUCCUCCCAAUGUCAACAAGGGGCCGUCACGUGAUUUUGCUAGCAAACCAAAUUAUCCUGGCAUGCACAUUCGAUCACCUUCAUGGACCGAGGGUGUUAGCUCACCUGCCGUGCGCAGAAUGAAAGUAAAGGAUGUUUCACAAUACAUGAUUGAUGCUGCCAAAGAGAAUCCACGGUUGGCUCAGAAGCUUCAUGAUGUGUUGCUUGAAAGUGGUGUAGUUGCUCCCCCUAACUUGUUUACCGAGGCAUACCCCGACCAAAUAGAUGUUAUCGUUGAGUCUAAGUCACCAACGGAAGACAAGGAUCAAAGUAGGAAGGUGCCUGGUCUCUGUGAAAGUGUAGAUAAGAAAGAUCCUCGUCCAACUAACUUUUUGCCGCCCUUGCCUCAGCCCAGACAGCAUUCUAAAGCAAGCCCUACCCAUGGCCAACAACUGCACCAUAAACCUCUGGAACUAAACCUCUCUCUUGAUUCAAGAGAAUCAUCUGGACAACCUAUAGCCUUACCGUUUGAGGUAACUCCAGUGAAGUAUGGGAGAAAUGUGCCUGUCGCUGCUGCAGCAGCAGCUGCUGCAGCUGUUGUUGCAUCAUCAAUGGUGGUAGCUGCAGCAAAGAAUACCGAUGCAAAUCUCGAAAUUCCUGUAGCAGCUGCUGCCACAGCCACUGCUGCUGCAGUGGUUGCAACAACGGCGGCUGUCAACAAGCAAUAUGAGCAGGUUGAGGCCGAUGCUGCUCUUUAUGAGCAACGUGGAAGUGGAGAUAGGGAGCAUGAAGCAUGUGGAGAAAAUUCAGAGGGUGAACGAAUAUCAGAUAGAUCGGUAGGAAACGAAAGCACAAAAUCCGAUAUUACCCUUGAUGAUGUUGCAGAAUGUGAAAUCCCAUGGGAAGAAAUUUCCUUGGGCGAGCGUAUUGGACUUGGAUCAUAUGGGGAGGUCUACCGUGGAGAUUGGCAUGGAACUGAGGUAGCUGUGAAGAGAUUUCUAGACCAGGAUAUUUCUGGCGAAACUCUUGAAGAAUUCAAAAGUGAGGUUCGAAUUAUGAAAAGGCUUCGGCAUCCAAAUGUUGUUCUCUUCAUGGGAGCUGUGACUCGUGCUCCCCAUCUUUCAAUUGUUACCGAAUUUCUUCCCAGAGGUAGCUUGUACAGGUUGCUUCACCGUCCCAACAAUCAAUUAGACGAACGAAAGCGAAUGAGGAUGGCCCUUGAUGCAGCUCGGGGAAUGAAUUAUUUGCACAAUUGCACGCCUGUCGUUGUACACCGUGAUUUGAAGUCCCCAAAUCUACUUGUCGAUAAAAAUUGGGUCGUUAAGGUGUGUGAUUUUGGUUUAUCAAAAAUGAAGCAUAGCACAUUUCUUUCUUCAAGGUCAACAGCGGGAACCGCUGAGUGGAUGGCUCCAGAAGUGCUGAGAAAUGAACCUUCAGAUGAAAAGUGCGAUGUCUAUAGUUACGGAGUCAUACUUUGGGAGCUGUCUACGAUGCAACAACCGUGGGGAGGAAUGAACCCAAUGCAAGUUGUUGGCGCCGUUGGCUUUCAGCAUCGCCGUCUUGACAUCCCAGACAAUAUGGAUCCUGCCAUCGCCGACAUUAUUAGGAAAUGCUGGCAAACAGAUCCAAGGUUAAGACCUUCAUUUGCGGAGAUUAUGGCUGCGUUAAAGCCGCUGCAGAAGCCAAUGUCGAGUUCUCAAGUGCCGAGACCAAGUGGUCGUGAUAAGGCUCGAUUGUUGCAAGUUGCGGAAGACCCGUCAGGCUAGGCAAACCAAGUUGAGAAGCUUGUCUGGUUGAGAUUAAAGAAGGGCAGGGAAGCCUGAGGAAGGGAGAUUGCUUGAGAAUGAAGAGCAAAAGCUGUGAUGAAUUUGAGACUGUGAUUCUUUUCCAAUUUUCUGGUUUCUCAAUGUUAUCAGAGAUGGGACAUUGUCAGGAUGUGUAUUUGUUGUAAAAAAAGGAAAAAGAAAAAAAAAAAGAAGAAUCAAAAGGUUAGUUGAAAACAAUGUAAUUGAUGUGUUGGGUACAUUAUUACAGUUGCAGGUGGAUUGGAUUGUUUGAACAGAAGAUGAUAAACUGGGAAUGGAGAAACAAAGCAUUUUGUUAACCACUCAA
Cucurbita pepo subsp. pepo (vegetable marrow) is the source of this 4202-nucleotide messenger RNA. Its product is annotated as putative serine/threonine-protein kinase SIS8. Gene Ontology annotation, biological process: protein phosphorylation. NCBI's taxonomy places the organism in Eukaryota, Viridiplantae, Streptophyta, Magnoliopsida, Cucurbitales, Cucurbitaceae. Gene Ontology annotation, molecular function: protein serine/threonine kinase activity; ATP binding. The record is from RefSeq and is a predicted model, not a curated record.